GUGCACUGUAUAAUAAAACAGGAUCCCUACUGUAUGAUAAUCUACCCCUGCUCCUCCGAACCAACCUUUGUCAAUGGUACCCGGAUCCCGGACUCCGUCCCGCUCCACCCUGAUGACGUCAUCACUAUCGGACGGAGCUACAAGUUUCAAUUUGUAGUGCCGUAUUUCGAGCGUCCUGACGACGGUAGGGGGUUGAGAAACAACCGGGCACAACCUGAUCAGUACUACAAGGGACAAUAGACAGCUUCGUGCCAGUGGUGGAUCAGAGGGACAGGGACUCUAACACUUCCGAGAAUGUGGAGACCUGUGUUUGGUGUGAAAGGAGGUGACGUUGAGAGGAUUUCUACCCUCAGAAAGGAAACAGAGAUCGGAGGAGACCCACCUCCACGAGACUCACCAUCACGUGACAGCAACCCAAACAGCAUUGCAGAUCAGACCUUCAGGGAGCUCAACAAACCCAGGAUCAGUGUUUCAUCAGACCGUCCACCCGUAGUAGCUAACCACGAGUCAGAGUUUCCUGUUAAAGCUCGACCACCUCAAGUGGAGGAUCAGGAGAACCUGCCCCUGGUCAAUGGUUCAGAACCACCAGCUGAAUUCCAGUUCACUACAGUACAUCCCCGUGAUAGGAACAGACAACCAACUCCUCCACAGGAUGUUCCCAGAGAACGGCCACUUUGGGACAGGCCUCCUCGGGAAAUACUCGACUCUAGAACUACGGUUAAUCCUCGAAGUGUGGAUCCCAGGAAUAGGGAACCUAGAAGAGAUGACCCCCGUAAUGGUCCUAGGUCGCCCAGUCGGCGAGACUCACGAGACACACGUGGUCCUAGAGAUCGUGGUAGACAUCCCAGGUACAGUGGUGAGCUGAACGGUCCAGAUGGUCGAGAUCCUCAUCCUCGAGAUGUUCCCAGAAGUAGAGAAAGUUCCGGCGAUCCACGGGGUAGACCUGAUCCUAGAGAUCACAGACACCGGGGAGAGAGAAGAGAAGAUCCGAGAGAUCGGAGACCAGACCCACGAGACAGAGAUCACCCCAGAAUGAAAGGGGAUCCCAACAUCCGACCAUCUUCCAGGGAUGGGCCCAGAGGCGACGAUCACAAGGACCGUAGAGAUGAUCCCAGAGAUCGACGUGAUAGAAGACCUGAUACCAGAGACCGGCGCUCUGAUCCACGAUACGAUCCUAGAGAUAGGAGAUACGAUCCCAGGGAUGAUCUUAGAGAUAGGAGAGAUCCACGUCGGGAUCAAAGAUCCGAUCGUCCUCCACAUCGCGACAGAAGAGAUGACCCUAGAGACGGACCUCCAACCUGUCCACUUCCAACUCCUCCCUUGCCAGAGCAACCUGAUGUUGGAUUUGACGAAACCCCGGAGCCUUUCCAACCAAUUGAUUUAGCUCCACCAGAGAAAGAAGACCCAGUCUACACUCAAAUCAACUGGCUGACCAAGAAAAGGCCUUCUUCUCCUCCACCCAAAGAGUACUCUCCGAAGGACGCUGAGAUCUCUACUCCAGUUGACCCCCGAUGGUCUAGAAGUAGCCCUGAACUAGAUGAAGCUGCUAUGAUUGUCGAGGACCUGGACGAGCUUAACAUUCUCCCAGUGUCCCUGGAACUUCAGGUAACAAAUGAUACACUGGACCUCAUGCAGACUGCUCCUCCCUUGGAACCCUCAGAACCAGAUCUAGAGCUUAUACUUCCUGUCUUCUUCGUGUUCGAUCCGGCUAAUAUAGAAACUAUCCUGGAUACUAUCGUAUACAAGGAGUGCCCUCAGACAAUGUUUAGCCCCACCUACGCUAUGUACGCUAUCCUUCACGGCGCUGCACAGGACGAGAGUUAUAUCUGUAAAGAAGCGUUAGAUCUCGUUAUUGAUUACUAUCUCGGCGCAAUACAGUUGAGCAAGGAGUUUGUUGGAGGUUCAUUGUUUUGGCUGACCAAUACUUUAGAGCUUUACCAUCUCCUGCAGACGCACCCUAAACUAUCUGCCUUCAAAGACCAGGCUGAUAUGGGUCCAGUUGUUAAAGUUGCUAUAAAGUCCAGCAUUGACUCCUGUACUGAGCAGCUCAUUCCUUAUCUCAACAUGUUCCUGCUGGACUCUGAUAUAGAUACCAAGCUUCCGGAGGAGACAGUUAUGAAGGCCGAUACACAGGGUAGCGUGUGUGGUGACCUGUUGGUUGAAGAGGCUGAGAUGGCGUCCUUACUAACCGAGUCACUGGAGGAACUGAUAAACCAGUACGGGAACUUCUCCGAUGACGGCAGGGUGUAUCACGUGAUAUCAGUACUCUCCAUCAUGUCAACUCUGCUGUACAGAAUGUUGGUUCCUGAGGAGGCUCGUCGUGUUAUCAUACAAUAUCUACUCUCCUUUAUCAACACUUGGAUAUCAAACGCGGUGUUGAAAGAGGAGAAGUUGUGUAGAAGUUUGUGGGGACUGAGGUUACAGAGACGUCUGGACAAGCUGGAUCAGUGGUGUAAACGUAAUGGGAUCGGCAAACCCAUCUCCCACUUCAUGACCGAACUAAUUCAGAUAACUGACCUACUGAGAGCACCAAAACAUGAUCUGGACCAACUAGCAGAUCUGUUACAAGGAUGUAACGAGCUGAACUCUCUGCAAGUUGGUACAAUUCUCAGGAAAUACAAACCUGGCCCAGACGAGGAACCCGUUUCAAGAGAGUUUAUAGAGGCCGCAGUGUCGAUCACAGACUCAAUAGUAGAUGUAAGGCUGCGAGGCGAGGGGGAGCCAAUAGAUAUGAAAGUACAAGAACCCCUCCUCAGAUAUCCGCUUCACAAGCUCACGGCUUGUAACCACGAGCCAGGCUUGACUACUUAUACCCAGACUUUCUUCGAGAGAGUAUGCGAGGGUUGCGACGAAGAGUUGGAACUAAGAGAAAACGUUGGAGGUGACCGUUGGUGUUUCCGGAAGCCAACAGAUGAUCACCCUAAAACUGAUGACAAGCCCAAAUCAGAGAGUCAGAACAUACUGGAUCAGUGCGAGAUAGCUUCUUACACCAUCGCAAGAAAUGAUCUUAGUCUCGGAGUCAGCAUCGUUGGAGGGAAAGAUUCAAAUAAUUCUCAUUCCGGAAUCUUUGUUAAGAAUGUGUUUAAAGAUGGAGCAGCUUAUGAGGACGGACGACUGAAGCCAGGGGAUCAGAUACUAGAGGUGAACGGAGUGCCAACAAAUGAAAUCACCCAAGAAAUGGCGGCUGCCCUUCUUGACAGAGAAAGUGAAGCUGUUAGCAUUACCGUCGCCAAGAUGGCUGCUGCUUAUUAUGGCAUCCUCAGUGAAGAAGGAGCCUCGAGGACCUCCUCCCAGCAGUCCAGCCCCAACACUCCCUCCCCUGCCACCCACAACCACGACUCAGACUUCCAGUUCCAAGACCCAGCUGAUCCUGAUGACAUGUUGCUCAGAAUGUUGGAGAAAGAUACCGGCAGUUUAAUAAUCCACGAUUCUGACGAAGACCUGGCAACAAUUGACUCGCUUAGGAAAGACACAACUUUAACCUCCAACAUAAGCGUCAACGAGGUGGUUGUGUUUGGGGUUGAGUCCGCGGAAGUGAGCUUUGAAGAGGACGAAGUGUUGGAAGAUGAGGACAGCUACAGGGUUGGUUACGGAGAGGAUGGUUCGGACUGUGAGGAUAGUUACAGGGUAUCAGCAGACCCUCAUAUCGUAGACACACACGUCCCGCUCAACUUUAGGAUUUCAGAUGAGGUGUAGGAACGGGAUUCUGUUAGGGUUUUGUUUGGCCCUGUGAGAUUUAUCAUAAGUUGCGUCAGUUCGUCCGUGCUGGUUAGGUUUUAUUUCAUCAGAACUUUUUUUGAAGCUAAUCGGAUGAGACUAUCCAACUAACAAGGACCUCUAAAUUUAAGUGAAGCGGUGAAACAACUAUCCACCCCUGUUUCACUACAAUGUAGUUUAAUCCCAGAACCAUAAAUACCUUUGGGAAUCAUAACUUUUACCAGAAUGCUUCAGUCUUUUUAACCUUUCUGAAUUUACAUGCAUGUUUAUAUACCUUGAAUUAAUUUUGAAGCUUUAUACUUCAAUUUAUACAUACUGAACGAGCGGGGGCCGUUAUACGUGUAGAAGCAUAUUUCUUUUAUUUUCCCUUCAUUGCAACAUUUCAGAUUUAAAGAUUCUGUUAUAAAAUCCCGAAUAAUAAACAUUUUACGGUAAAUCAUUUUCAAACAGAUUUGUAAAGUGAUCAAGUAAGAAUGCUCCGACAUACAAUCCUAUGUUACUGUUGGUAUUUCGAGUGAUUUUCAGUUAUUUUAUAAAUUUUCAUUUAUUUUUAUACGCCAAAUAUCGAGUGGUUCAGUGCAGAUGCAGAUUAAUCAGUAAUUACCGUUGUGUCUUCAGUUAAGAGAUGAUUUAAUAUGUUAUUGAGAUUUUCUCCGACUUAUAACAAUAAUAAACCCCGAGCAUGGUAACUGACUAUGAAGCAGUUCAAAACUAAACUUAUUGUUGUAUUUUGUUAAUUAUAUACAUUAAAUGACAAGGUCUACAUUUUUAAAAGAAUGGCUAUCAUGUAAAACUGUAACAGUACCUGUGCUUCAUUCUUUCUGUUGAAUGAAUUUAAAUUUAUUCAGAGUUUUGUUGAAAGGCUUUUUGUCAACAAUUUACAAUAAGUGAACAUUUUUACAUUCAUUAAUCACCAAUAUAAUACCAGGCGCUAUUGCAGUAGGCCGCGUAGGAAUGAUAUAUGACAACACCUCCAUAUCUUUUUUAACGGAAUAUUAUGAUUUCUUUUCAAUAUAAAUAAGCAAAACUUGGUUUGGUGCUGAGUGUCAACCCUAGGUGAAGCAUAAUGGUGGGACUCCAGAGUAUUAAAAUAUAUAUUAUAGUGCGGUUAGGAUUAGUACAGAAAUUGUGUAGCUUUUUAAUGUAAUUACCAUUUUUAUCGAAUGAGAGAUUCUUGUUUAAUUUGUUCUACAAUUUAAAAUGUACAUUUGGCAUAUUAUAUCAAAACGAACACUAAAGAGCUCACAUCAUUUCAAUUUAAUAUUCAUCAUUUUAUUGGUUGAUCAGCCAGAAACCCAGUUUAAAUAUAAUGUUGAAAAAUGGCGACGCCUCACGCAGUGUCUGGCCAGUUCUUUUUCAUUAUGAGCUUUAGAUCACAAAGAAUAGGUAUGAGGAAGUUUAAGCAUACUAUUCAUACAUAAUUGGUUUCAUUCAAAAAUGUUAAUAUUUUACUAAUCCAUGGACAGAAUGUAAAUGCUAUCAGACUAGGAAACAAAGGCGCGGGCACGUGGAAAAUAUUAUCGUGCUUGGUUCGAGCUUUUACAUUUUACUUUGAGUUCGAUUUGCACAGAUGAAUGUAAGUAAAAGUUGGUAGAAGCAAUAAGCAAACAAUUUUACUUUAGUCAUAUUUUUUUAUAAUGAUGAUAUACAGCAUACAUAAAAGAAAAACAGCAUACAUAAC
Molecule: messenger RNA, 5398 nt
Organism: Bolinopsis microptera
Lineage: Eukaryota; Metazoa; Ctenophora; Tentaculata; Lobata; Bolinopsidae
Exons: 15
Coding region: 295-3696 (1133 amino acids)
Cellular component (GO): cell-cell junction
Molecular function (GO): protein binding
Source: RefSeq, a predicted model, not a curated record